Molecule: messenger RNA, 2520 nt
Organism: Chanos chanos (milkfish)
Lineage: Eukaryota; Metazoa; Chordata; Actinopteri; Gonorynchiformes; Chanidae
Gene: bpnt2
Product: 3'(2'), 5'-bisphosphate nucleotidase 2
Exons: 5
Coding region: 336-1373 (345 amino acids)
Biological process (GO): phosphatidylinositol phosphate biosynthetic process
Cellular component (GO): endomembrane system
Molecular function (GO): 3'-nucleotidase activity
Source: RefSeq, a predicted model, not a curated record
AUAACCUCGAAGGCUUCUAUAUCCGACAAAACAACAGCUUCCGUCACGACAAAAGAAUAAUAGUGAAAACUUUUGCAUUGUGAUUAAUUGAAGGUCUUCGUUUAUCUUGGUAAAGUUUUUUUAAAUCAGCGUUAGCAUAGUAGGAAGCAGUCUAGAUUUACGAGCUAAUUUAGCUAGCUUGCUAGCUGGUGUCAAAAGUGUCGCCAGCUGAUCAGUGUUAAACAUGCCAGUGCAUUUUAAAGUUGGAGACUAGCUUGUUCGGUAACGGUUAAUUGUACAUUUUGCCCAUUGAGAGUCUUACAGCUCUGCUUUCAUAGCUCGCUAUUGUCGAUACUAUGGCUCCUAUGGGCAUUCGCUUGUCCCCCCUUGGAGUUGCUGUGUUUUGCUUACUUGGAGUCGGUGUGAUCUACCACCUUUACGCGGGGGUGAUAUCGAAUAGACUAUCCGCUUUCAGGCAGAAAAUUACUGAAGAUACAGUCGAUCUAAGAGACCUCCUAGCUUUGUCAGUAGAAGCUGCUAUACAAGGUGGGCGCGAGGUGAAGCGAAUUCGCGAGGACAACACACUGGAGGAGAGGUCGAAAGGGAAAACGAAGGAGGGUGCCAGUGAAAAACUCACUUUGGGAGACCUGAACUCCCACAGAAAAAUGUACUAUCUGAUAAAGAACACAUAUCCCACCUUACAGGUAAACUCAGAGGAGCACGAUCAGGCAGAGGGCGAGUUGACCAAGUGGGAUGGCAAGAUCAGCAGUGAGAUCCUUGAGAAAGUCAAAGCUGGCAAAAAGGUGCCUGCAAAAAGUAUCACAGUGUGGAUCGACCCACUGGAUGCCACUCAAGAGUACACAGAAAACCUUCGGCAGUAUGUCACAACCAUGGUUUGUGUGGCCAUUGAUGGUAGCCCUGUCAUAGGUGUGAUCCACAAGCCUUUCACAGGGUAUACAGCUUGGGCCAUUGUCGGUGAGGAAUCAAACGUGAAGCCUCGCGCAUCCUACAGCUCCAGUGCACCCAAGUUCAUCGUAUCACGCUCUCAUGCGGGCAAGGUGAAGUCGUUUGUCCACGAGGCUUUUGGGAACAAUACAGAAGUUACUCCAGCAGGGGGCGCAGGUUACAAGGUGCUUGCACUCCUGGACGCGACUGAUGAUAAAUAUGAGCAGGCCGAUGUGUACAUCCAUGUCACGUUCAUCAAGAAAUGGGACAUUUGUGCCGGCAAUGCCAUCUUAAAGGCACUGGGUGGUCACAUGACUACUCUUAAAGGAGAGGAGAUAGACUAUUCAGGCUCUGCAGGGAACCCAGGAGGCCUGCUGGCCAGUAUCAAACUGGAUCACAAAGCUCUGGUCAGCAAAUUGCCCAUCUGGGAUGAUAAGAAAUACUCAUAAGAUGUCCAACACACUGAUCAAACUCAACCUCAGUCUCCCAUGCCUUUUUUGUACCAUAGACCUAAAAAGCUCACAGCCCCAGAUGACAAGUGGAGCUCAAUGGUAUCGGUACAAUAACACAGAUGAUUUCUUAGAGGAGAUACCGGGCUGGGUGCCUUUGGCUUGCUGGGAUACUUGGUUAAAUUGUGUCUUGUACUUGCAGAAUGUCUGAAGGUUUUCCUUCACCCGAAGUCUUUAUUUAAGGAUUAUAUGAAGCUAGAGGGACAGGGUUGAAUUAACAGGUACUGAACGCAACUGUUGAACAUCACAGUAGUCAUCUUCAUUCUUAACCAAUAGCCUUACAGAAUUUUGGUUCAGCAGUCCUUCAGUGUUCUUCAUGUCACUCGGAUGUUGUACUGGGGCACUCACUUUUAUGAAAAAUGGUGUAUUAAUAAUGCGUUACAAAUAACUCUUUUUGUUAGGGGUAAAAAUGUAGCUGUGAAGCCAUCAAUAACUUGAACUAGGUUUUCAUGUGCACAAAACUACUUUUUUCGUUCUGUUAAUCAUCUUACAGCACAGAAUCCAUUUUUUUUCUGUUCAGUAUGUUCUGUCAUCAUGGUUUGGUCUCUGGUUUCUUAAUAAUUGUAUGGAUGGUGUAUAGGGAAUUCAGCACUUGUAAAUAUGUAAGGGAGAGAUGUUAUAAAGGGGGAAGCUAGUUGACAUGUUGAGGGUGGGAGGUAAAUCUAAUUUAAGGACUUUUUUGAGAUUUUGGUAUUUUAUUAAGACACGCAGCAAAAGCAUUGUAAAGGGUGGCGCAGUUAGAUAUUGAUAUAACUGUUGAUUCAGACGCCCAUUCACUGUGAUGACUAACUCCAUUGUAUAAACUACAUUUUCAGAGGAGCUAUUUUUGUAAGAACUCCUGUGCUUCAGAUACGCUUCUAUGCUAAGCCCUUGCACUUAGCCAUGGUUGUGUGUCCGUCUGACUCUAAAUGUUACGUUUUAUCUUUUAAAUUAAGUGAUGUGCAUGAAAGUGAAGUAUGGCUGUCACAGGAAACAGCAGUUAAAGAAGAGCUGCAUGCUCCUCAUUCACUAAUGUGUGAUGUCAGAUGUUUAGGCAUGUUCUUUCUUUAUGAUGAAUUAUGUCUGAAUUUCAGCUCUGAGUUGUCAU